AAACAUCUUCUCAGUAAUCCUCGUUUUCGUGUGCUAGGAGAGAGAAACAGGGAAGAAGUUUGUGUCAAUCUGUAAGAUUUUUUUAAGAGAGAAAAAACUUAAAACCUAAUCUAUCAUUCUUCUUCUUCUUCGAAUUUUCUUCAUGAAAUUUGUGAUUCAAACCCUAAUUUUGACGCUUUAACGAUCAAUAUCAUUAACAGGGAAGGAGAAAUAAUACUUGUACAAUAUGAACACUAGCAGUACUAGCAGCAGAAUAAUGGGAAACACCAACUUUGGGGAGAAGGCCUUUUCUCUUGUACCCGGAGGCUAAUCAACUCUCAGUUCUUUCAAUUAUUUAAUCAACCAUGAGGCUGAUACUUCAAUUAAUUAGUUAUUCAACCAUGAGGCUUCUUAAAGAUUCCAUGGAUUUCUCUCAUGCUAAGAUAUUUUCAAUACCCUGAAACGGUUCUGCGAAUGAACGCAUAAUUGUAAUCUAAGCUUAACUGUUUGCUUUAUCUGUUUUGUUUUAUACUUGGUAAGCUGUUGUAGUAUCUUUGUUGAAACAAUAAAAAAUGUAUAAAUUAUUGGCUACUAAAUUUUUCAGGACCACAUGCACAUUAGCUUCCUUGGCAUGGUUUUGUUUGGGUUUUUUUAGAGUAGGAGUUGUACAGUAGGGUAGUUUUUGGACUUUUGGAGUUAGAUCUGUGCAUAGGAAUUACUACAGUAAAGAAAAAUGGACGUGAGGAGCGCAAAGGUGUUGGGUAAUGGACAAACUAUAGUGGUUGAUUUAAAGCGGAAGCGUGCAGCUCAAUGUGCAGCACAAUUUACUGGAGCCGCUCGAAUGGCUGCACGGCAGUUUCCCGCACUAUCGCCUCCCAAGAGGCUUCGUAAGCGGACGAGGUCUAGUGGAUGCAAAAACAGUUGUGGAUCCCAUUUUAAGAAAUCAUUGCUGAAGAACUAUUCAAAUUUUAUGAAGAGUGGAUUGCCUCAGCGUUUGAUGUAUUACAAUGGUGACUGGGCUGAUUUUCCUGAAGGUUUUAUUGGAUUGGUCAAAGAAGAUUUCCGGGUAAAGAAGGCGGCCAUAGAAGUGGAGUUCAAGGGUCAACGUUCGGUUUUGGACUUCCUUCACAUGGUUCAAAUUGAUUUGAAGACGGGUUUACAGAAUCCGAUUGCAUGGAUUGAUGAGGAGGGCAGUUGUUUCUUUCCCGAAUUAUAUACUGAUGCCAACGAGUUACAUGAUUGUGCUCAGGCUGCAAAUGAAAAAGAUGGAACAUAUUUUUAUUCAGAGCCAAACGGGAUGCGUGAAAUAAAAUUGCAACUGGAGAUUGAACUAACUGGAGUUGAUAGCUCGAAGAUGGUAGAAUGCAUUGAAGAGUCUAACACUUAUGUUAAGAGGCUUAAAGUUGAUGGAAAACCUGUCAGCAAACAUUAUGAGAUGGAACAGGAUGACAACAUUGACAACAUUGCUGAUUUGAAGGAGGUAAUUGGGGAAAACAAGUUGCCUGAUGCAACAUCUAACUGGCAAAAUGCUUCUCUAGAGUCUAUGCAGGGGAAGUUGUCCUUGGAUUCCGUGCAGCACAUGUUCCUCGAGGGUAUGGGUUCAUCCUUUUGUGCACAAAAUAUACUUGAGAUGCGUCGUGGUUCAAGUAUCUCUGCAUUAGCAAGGUUGGAGCUCUUUCAAAAGCAGAUAGAGAUCACUAGGAAGUAUCGGGGCAAUGCAAAUGUUAGAUUUGCUUGGCUUGCUUCUUCCAAGGAAGCUUCAUCCCGGAUACUCACUCAUGGUCUAGGGAUGGAUGGACUGGUUAGUAUGGGGGGACUGGCUAAAACUAAGCCUACAUAUGGCUUUGGUGUUAAUCUUUCUGCAGAUGUCAGUUCAAGUUAUAAUGAUGUUGACGAAAAUGGUGUACAGUAUAUGUUGUUGUGCCGUGUUAUAAUGGGAAAUAUGGAACUUGUUCAACCUGGAUCUGAACAGUUCCACCCAAGUAGUGAAAACUUCGAUAGCGGGGUAGAUGACUUACAAGAUCCCAAGCAUUACAUAAUAUGGAAUGUGAAUAUGAACACUCACAUUUUUCCAGAAUAUGUUAUCAGUUUCAAGGCCCCAUUUGUUGAGAAAGGUCAGGUGGUUUCAACAUGCAGAGUUGAUGUGUCAGGGGUUACUAAUUCUAGAGUUGAUGGGUCAGGUGUUACGAAUUCUGCCUCGUACCAGCAUCAAGUUCAGCAUUCUUCCCCUGUUAAUUCAGUUGUAGAUAUUCAUCAUCAUGUUCAUCAAAUCCCGAGUAAACUUCCAACCGUUGGAUUAACUGCGCCGAAGGUUCCAAAUUCACCAUGGAUGCCUUUCCCGAUGUUGUUUGCAGCUGUUAAAGAUAAAGUUCUACCGAAGGAUAUGGAUUCAAUUAAUCUUUUUUAUGACCAGUUUAAGAAGAAGAUGAUAAGCCGAGAUGAGCUUGUGCAAAAGUUGAGAUGGAUAGUUGGUGAUCCUUUGCUGAGGUCCACGAUUAUCAGUCUUCAGAAGAGCAAGCCCCAUUCAUCUACACCAACUGGUGAGCUGGCUGUAAAGAAGAUGGAUCAGAAGUAGAGUGUGGACCUCCCGUACUGGUGCUGCUGCUAAUUAUGGGUUAGAGAAAUGCGUCGACAUGAAGAUGUGAAUAUCUGUUUCAAAUAUUUCAUUUUUAGUAAUGUUGGAAACAAUGUGGUUUUACUUAAAAAACUAUUUUAGCUAGCUGACGAAGAGGGAUUUUCAAUGAUGCUUUUGUUUAUGACCAUCUAUAAUCUAUUUUGGCAAAUUUCUGGUUCUCUUUGUGUGUUGUAUUAGUAAACUGUUAAACAUGUAUAUGUAUGUCAGUUCCUAACAGGUUUGUUCUGGUGCCAGCAAAGGCUAUUGUCUUGUAAAUAUUGAUAAUGGCCGUGCUUUUUGUUUC
Messenger RNA from Papaver somniferum (opium poppy), 2897 nucleotides. RefSeq names its product inactive poly [ADP-ribose] polymerase RCD1-like. The transcript has 8 exons. NCBI's taxonomy places the organism in Eukaryota, Viridiplantae, Streptophyta, Magnoliopsida, Ranunculales, Papaveraceae. Bases 713 to 2554 code for a protein of 613 amino acids. The record is from RefSeq and is a predicted model, not a curated record. Gene Ontology annotation, molecular function: NAD+ poly-ADP-ribosyltransferase activity.